AUACUGAUUGCACAAAAGGUUCGCUCCAGUAGGUGCAAACUCAGAGAGAUCAUUUGGAAGAGUGAAUAUUAUGACUCGUGUGGCAUAUGGGGUGGAUCCCCUCAAGGUGAAGGCUUACCAGUAUCCAUGACAAAGAAGAAGCCAGUGAAGAUUAUUCCUGCCUGUCGGACGAAGAAAGAAUUGAAGGUGACAACACAACUCGAACUCAUGGAGGGCAGACUUGAUGAAUCUACCACCUACUUGUUGCAGUGGGCCCAACAGAGAGAAGAUUCAAUUCAUCUAUGCUGUCGAAAGCUGAAGAUUCAGGGCAUAACCAAAGACACAGUCAAAGAAAUCGUCAAAACUGUACAUGCACACUGUAUACAGAAGCUGAUUAUAAGUUAUGUCACCUUAAAAGAUUUGGCUUUUCUUAAUCCCUACCUGAGACAGAUGAACAAUCUUCUAUAUCUCACACUAAGUCAUAUCACAGACAUGCUGCAUGUGAAUGAGUUGCAUAUUUCUCUACUUUCUGCAUUCCACUGUCUCCGGAGACUCUGUAUAAAUUUUGUCUCCUUUAUGUUUGACAAUCUGAAAGAAUUCCUCAGGUUCCUGAAGAAACCCUUGGAGUCACUUAGCAUCACUAACUGUAACCUCUCACAGUCAGACAUGGAUUGCCUGCCCAACUGCGUAAAUAUUUUUGAGCUCAAAUCUCUAAAACUAGCUAAAAUUAAUUUUCCUUAUUUACUUAUUGAGCCUCUUGGGUAUUUCCUUGAGAUAGUUAGACAUACCCUGAAAUACCUGGAAUUACAGUCGUGUGGUAUACAGGACUUUCAGUUCAGUACAGUGCUGCCUGCCCUAAGCCAAUGUUCCAACCUCAGACUUGUCAGAUUCUAUGAUAACAAGUUUUCUUUGCUUUUCCUGAAAGAACUUCUACGCCACACAGCCCAGCUGAGCCAACUGCAAGGGGAGGCAUACCCUGCCCCUCUGGAGUGCUAUGACAGGGGUAUAAUCCUCCCACACAGAUUAGAAGAUUUUUGUCCUGAGCUCCUGGAUAUACUCAGGGUCAACAGAGAGCCUAAGAAGGUCACCUUUGAAACAAUCCAAUGCUCUAAGUGUGGUGGUUACUAUGUUUAUAAUCUGGAGACCCAAAGUUGCCUUUUUAAAAAGUAA
Grammomys surdaster is the source of this 1149-nucleotide messenger RNA. Its product is annotated as oogenesin-3-like. The record is from RefSeq and is a predicted model, not a curated record. Bases 127 to 1149 code for a protein of 340 amino acids. Gene Ontology annotation, cellular component: cytoplasm. NCBI's taxonomy places the organism in Eukaryota, Metazoa, Chordata, Mammalia, Rodentia, Muridae. The transcript has 3 exons.